Dryobates pubescens (Downy woodpecker) is the source of this 6358-nucleotide messenger RNA. It is a transcript of the gene MAP2, whose product is annotated as microtubule associated protein 2. Gene Ontology annotation, biological process: microtubule cytoskeleton organization; neuron projection development. The coding region runs from base 518 to 6184 and encodes 1888 amino acids. Gene Ontology annotation, molecular function: microtubule binding. The transcript has 16 exons. Lineage: Eukaryota; Metazoa; Chordata; Aves; Piciformes; Picidae. The record is from RefSeq and is a predicted model, not a curated record. Gene Ontology annotation, cellular component: neuron projection.
AAAAUGCCUGUCAGGCAAGCCCUUGACAAAACCGCUCCAGCCGCCGAGGUGCAGCAUCCUAUUGUAAGCGGCUGCUGGCGGAGCCGGCUGGUUUGUCAUCCUUCUGGAAAUUUCUGCGGCCAGUGAGCUCCCUCUUCCUCUCCCACUCACCCUCUUUUCCUUCUCACCACUGCGGGGACUUCUCCUAAUUUGCAGUUUCCCUUUCCCCCCCCUGACGUACACAUGGUAGAUAGGAGCCGGUGUGGCUCGCAGACUGCGGCUGUCUGGAGCUCGGCAGGCAGCCGGCGGAGAGCGGCGCUCCGGGAAGGAUGAUUCUGCAGCGCUUCUUGAGGGAUAGGCUUGUGUGGUAUGGCAGCAUAUGAGCUGAUUCUGCAGUCCCCAGCCUUGGACCUGACACGCUGACGGGAACCUGCUUGUGGAGAGAUCGGAAAGGAACUGAGAGCUGCCCUUGUUUAACAGCCAGCCACAGCAUCCCUAUCAUCUGCUUAAACAGGCGGAGCGCUGCCGGCGGGGCACCAUGGCGGACGAGAGGAAGGAGGAAGCCAAGGCCCCGCACUGGGCUCCGGCUCCACUGGCAGAGGCCUCCUCGCACCCCCACUCCCCCGAGCUGAAGGAGCAGGGCGGCGCGGGGCCCGGGCUGGUCCGCAGCGCCAAUGGAUUCCCCUACCGGGAGGAGGAGGAGCCGGGGCUGGGCGGCCGGCAGCAGCCGGGCACCUACGGCGGCGGCAAGGAGAACGGCAUCAACGGGGAGCUGUCGGCGGGGGACAGGGAGACUGCAGAAGAAGUGUCUGCCAGGAUAGUGCAAGUGGUAACAGCUGAAGCUGUAGCAGUCCUGAAAGGAGAACAGGAAAAGGAAGUCCAACACAAAGAGCAGCCCGGACCGCUCCCGUUAGCAGUUGAAGAGUCAGCCAACCUGCCUCCUUCCCCACCUCCGUCGCCGGCUUCCGAGCAGACCGGAGCGCUGGAGGAAGGUUUACUUGCAGCCACGAAGAUGGAAUUCCGUGUCCAGGAGGGCUCACGCCCUUUGGCAGCAGAACCCUUAGACACAAAGCAGCCUGAAUCUGGGAAAGAGAGUAAGACUGGUGAGCAACCUAAAUAUGAUGCCUUAGUUCCACAGCCAGCAAAAACAGAGGCUCUAGACAAAAAGGAUUCACAGAGCAAAGACAAAGAGAAAAUGCCUUCACAUCUGUCAGAACCGAUCUUGGAUACUGAGCCACUAAAGAAAGGGGAAGGUGGUUCUGCAGAACCUGCUGCCAAGCCUCCUGCUCCUCCAGAGCUGAAGGAGUUGCCAUCUGAACUGCCCAAAGGGAGUAAAACAGAAGAAAGGACUGCAGAUGUGCCCUCAUCAGCAAACCAAGUUGCAUCUUUGAAAUUGAAAGAUGACCUUAAAGACAUCCAAGGCUUUGCCAUCAGCCAGGGUGAAAGUUCUCUAUUGCUAUCGGAACCCAAGGCAGAAGCAGCCAGAGGUGAACUUCCACCAAGCCCGUUUCCUGCUGUCCCCCAGGACCUUCCAUUCAAAGACAGUUUCAAAACAAAACAGGAAGCCCCUGACCAACUCUUUGCCAAAGAUCUCACUGCAGAUGAGCAGGUCCACAAAGGCAGGACACUAGCUCUGCAAGACAUCUCUGCGACAGUAACCUUCGAUGGCCUGAAAACUCCAAGCACCCCGAAAAUGCCCGCGUGGGGGGAGGAAAAGGACAUGACCAAGGAUGAGAGUGAUGAAGAAGAGAAGUACGACUUCUAUGACAAAGGGGAGGCUCAGAUAUUAGAUGAUGGUAAAUUUACCACAAAACCUGAAGCUAAGGCACUUGCCCUAGACAAAACAGACUUUCCAAAGGACAGCCAAGCUAAAAAGUCACCUGAUGUCCUCAAGGCAGAAAAAGAAAUGGACCAAAGUGGACUCCUGGAAACACCAGACAUGAAAAAGGAGGUGCAGCCAAGCACACAGCUACCCCCAAGCCAUGAACUGACUCUUGAGCAAAGAGCAGAGCACCCUGAUAGCGCUCAGCUAGGCAGAAAAACAGAGAAAGGCCUUGAGGCACUGAGCUUAGGCACUGACAAGACUUCUGCUCUAGAAGCUGCUCAAGAGAAAGACGUUAAGAAGGAUUCCAAGGAGGAUAAGAUGAGCGCUUCAGCUCCCUCUCGAGUGAAAGAGGAGGAGGAUCGGUCGGGAAUGUCAAAGUAUUUUGAGACCUCUGCUCUGAAAGAGGAAGCCUUCAAAGCAGAGGCUCUGAAACAAGGCAGCGAUUACUAUGAGCUGAGUGACACUAAGGAGAGUGUCUACGAGCCUUACCGGACCAACCGCCUCAUUCCUGAAGACAAAGAGGAAGAGGAGGAAGAGCUGCAGGCAGAACUGCAGCAGCAGGGCAUGUCUGCUCACGAGAUGGGCUACAGUACCCUGGCACAGAGCUUUGGGUCAGACAAAUCUGAGGAGCCAAGCUCCCCCACAGAAAGGAUGUUCACCAUUGACCCCAAAGUCUAUGGGGAUAAGAGAGAACUCCACAGUAAAAACAAAGAUGACCUGACUCUGAGCAGGAGCCUGGGGCUGGGGGGCAGGUCUGCCAUCGAACAGAGGAGUAUGUCUAUUAACUUGCCUAUGUCCUGCCUGGAUUCCAUAGCUCUAGGGUUUAGCUUUGGGCGUGCACACGAUCUUUCGCCCCUCGCUUCAGAUAUCCUCACUAACACCAGUGGAAGUAUGGAUGAAGGGGAUGACUACAUGCCAGCAACCACACCGGCACUGGAGAAGGCUCCCUGCUUCCCCAUUGACAGCAGAGAGGAAGAUGAACACAUCGAAGAAGAAAAACCAAGAGCAGAAGAAAAGGUCCAGCCUGAGCCCUCGGCCGAGUCGCCUUUCCUGGCCAAAGAUUAUUACAAAAACGGGGCUGCCUUGGCUCCUGACCUGCCUGAAAUGUUGGACUUGGCAGGGACAAGAUCCAGAUUGGCCUCCGUGAGCGCAGAUGCCGAGGUGGCGCAAAAGAAGCCAGCUCCUCCUGACGCUGCUGCGGAAGAGAGAGGCGCAGCCCUGCCGCCGGUGACGGGCGAGAACCACGUCACCCUCAAAGCUGAAAGCCAGCUGGAGGACUUGGGCUACUGCGUUUUCAACAAGUACACAGUCCCCCUGCCUUCUCCAGUUCAGGACAGUGAGAAUCUAACCAGUGAAACCUGCCCCUUUUACGAAGGCACGGAUGAAAAACUGAGGCGCGGCCUGGCCCCAGACCUGUCUUUAAUAGAAGUGAAGCUGGCCGCCGCCGAGAAAUCCAAAGAGUUCCUGGCUGCCAAAGACUUGGGUCAGCCUGGCACUGUCGAGUCCCUCCUGGCAAGGGACUUUGAGCAGGAGAAAAAAGAGAAGCUGCAGACUGUGCUAGAAAAAAGUGAGGAGCACCUUGACUCUAAACAGGUCUUCCCCGUUAAAGGUGCAGAGGCAGAGAGGCCGAGACCUGAGGCAAUCUUAGAACUGAAAGAAGAAAGUGUGGCCGAUAAAGUGCACCUAGCUGAUGAUAGCAUGUAUGGUAGGAUACCAGCUUCAGAGCUAGCAGUAGGCAAGGAUGCUGUCUCUUUGCUGAUGGAGAAGGAGGAAAAGGCUCUCGGUGUCCUUCCCGAAAUAGCUGAGGUAGAAGCUGUAAUCAAACCGGAUUACAACGCGAUAAAGCACGAUAUGGAAGUGGCCGCGAGGAGAGCUGACCAAGAAUACCAGAGUCAGUUAGAGGCUAAAAUCAACGAGGUUGUUUCUCUCCCUUCAGGGAAGGACAAAGCCUCUGUUAAAAGAGCAGAGCCUGAACCCAAAGAUGCUCAGCAGAAAGAUCAGCCCGUUCUGGCCAGAGAAGCAAAGGAUGCAGACGUGCUUUCCAAGAGCGAGCUGAGUUACGUGAAAGACGGCACCAAGCUGUCAGAAACGGAGAUUAAGGAGAAAGUAACUAAGCCUGAUCUGGUACAUCAAGAAGCAGUUGAUAAAGAGGAGUCUUAUGAAUCUAGUGGAGAGCAUGAUCAGACCCAAGAAGGUUCGAAUGGAGAGUCCUUGAAACCAGAGGAUAUCAAAGCAGAACAGCCAAAACCUCCUGUGUCUGGGGAAGAGUCGCUUGCGCAGUUAGCAGCACAGGAGCCUUCUGUGGAGCUCCUUCCAAAAGCUGAGCCUCUCCAGGAAGAGCCUGCUGAGAUUCAGAUGGAGAGCAUACCACAGCCUGGAGAAGGAAUUGAAAAGAUUCCCGAUGGAGCUGUGCCACCCACAGACAUCCAAAGGCUGCUGCCGUGCGAAGUGUCGGCCGGGACCGCAACGGGGGAAGAACACGAGGAAGAAGAGGUGGAAGUAGGGCAAGAAGAAACAGAAGGGGAUAAACAGCAUUUCGUAUCAGAAGCGCCCCAAGAAACAGACUUUGGGAGAGCUGCUGCUGCUGAAGUGCUGGCCACAGGCAGCCCAGAAGCAGUGCCUGAGCUGAAAGGCGUUAUCGAAUCGGUGGUGACCGUGGAAGAUGAUUUCAUCACCGUGGUACAGACAACAGUCGAUGAGGGCGAGUCUGCUUCGCACAGCGUGCGCUUUGCCGCCACGCAGCAGGAGGACGUCGAAGCCGGGGACUCCCAGGCCGAGGAGGAGCUGGAGGUUGAGGAAGUGGCUGACAUUCAAGCUGAGCCAAAGGAGGGCUCCCCAGAAGCUCCUGCUUCACCCCAGAGAGAAGAAAUCCUGCUCACCGACUACAAGACGGAGACGUGUGACGAUUACAAGGAUGAAACAACAAUCGACGACUCCGUCAUGGACACAGACAGUCUCUGGGCAGACACUCAAGAUGAUGAUAGGAGCAUCAUGACUGAACAGUUAGAGACUGUUCCUAAAGAGGAGAAGGCAGAGAGAGAAUUGCGAAGAUCAUCUCUCGAUAAGCAUAAAAAAGAGAAACCUUUUAAAACUGGGAGAGGCAGGAUUUCUACUCCUGAAAGGAAAAUAGCUAAAAAGGAACCUAGCACACUCUCCAGAGAUGAAGUGAGAAGGAAAAAAGCAGUGUAUAAGAAAGCUGAACUUGCUAAAAAAACUGAAGUUCAGGCCCACUCUCCUUCCAGGAAAAUCAUUUUAAAACCUGCUAUCAAAUAUACUAGACCAACUCAUCUCGCCUGUGUUAAACGGAAGCAGACAGCAGCAGGUGGUGAAACAAACCAGGCUCCUGGUGUAUUUAAACAAGCAAAGGAAAGACUCUCAGAUGGAGUGAGCAAGAGCCCUGAGAAGCGUUCCUCUCUACCAAGACCUUCCUCCAUCCUUCCUCCUCGGAGAGGUGUAUCAGGAGACCGAGACAGGGAGGAGAACUCUCUGUCCCUCACAGCUUCUCUCUCCUCUUCAGUGCGACGGACCACCCGAUCAGAGCCAAUUCGUAGCAGAGCAGGAAAAAGUGGAACUUCUACCCCCACCACUCCUGGCUCCACUGCCAUCACUCCAGGGACACCGCCGAGCUAUGCCUCCCGUACCCCAGGCACUCCAGGGACACCCAGCUACUCCAGGACUCCACACACUCCUGGCACCCCCAAAUCUGCCAUACUGGUACCUACUGAGAAGAAAGUUGCCAUCAUUCGCACUCCUCCUAAAUCUCCAGCCACCCCCAAGCAGCUGAGAGUUAUCAACCAGCCUCUGCCUGACCUGAAGAACGUCAGGUCCAAGAUUGGAUCCACAGAGAACAUCAAGUACCAGCCUAAAGGGGGGCAGGUUAGGAUUCUAAACAAGAAGAUCGAUUUUAGCGAUAUUCAGUCCCGGUGUGGCUCCAGAGAUAACAUCAAACAUGCUGCAGGGGGAGGAAAUGUACAGAUUGUAACCAAGAAGAUCGACUUGAGUCAUGUCACUUCCAAGUGCGGCUCCCUCAAGAACAUCCACCACAAGCCAGGAGGCGGGCGUGUGAAAAUCGAGAGCGUGAAGCUGGAUUUCAAAGAGAAAGCUCAGGCUAAAGUUGGCUCCCUGGAAAAUGCCCACCACGUGCCUGGAGGUGGCAACGUCAAGAUCGACAGCCAGAAGCUGAACUUCCGCGAGCACGCCAAGGCCCGCGUGGACCACGGGGCGGAGAUCAUCACGCAGUCGCCGGGCAGGUCCAGCGUGGCUUCGCCGCGCAGGCUCAGCAACGUCUCCUCUUCUGGCAGCAUCAACCUGCUCGAAUCCCCCCAGCUUGCCACCCUGGCUGAAGACGUCACGGCAGCCCUCGCCAAGCAGGGCUUAUGAAUGUGCUCGUCCCGCCUCGUACGAUGAAGUAAUAAUCUUUAGGCAUGAGCUCUCGGCAGGAAUGGGCUCAGAGCAGGUGUUACAUUCAUUCCUCACCAUGUCUGAAACGAAAAGCCACAUCCCCAGACUUGUAGUUACCAUCCAGUUAAAAACAACACACACACAAAAAGAAAA